GCGCGGCACGCGGAAGGAAUUCCCCUAACCCUGAGGGCCGAAAAGGCGUUGGACUCGACCCCUACUCAUCUACCAGGGAACCCCGAUCCAUUGUCCUCUGGCCCCGCCCUCCAUUGGGCACGCCCUGUGCCCCAUCCCCCGCCACUUAUUGGCUGUAGAUCACGCCCCUCCUCGAUCUCCUCGUCCCCAUUGGCUCUUCUUCCACGUUAUCCUCUCCCGGAGUUUCUUAUUGGUACAGACCACACCCUCUCAUUUGUCAGACUCCGCCUUCAGCCGGGGCUCCUCCCACAGCCAUCUUUCAUUCAUUCUGUAUCUAGUGCGGGGUACUUGGGUCAUGAGGGUGAAUCAGACACGUCCCUGCGCUCAGGGAGUUCAGGGGAUAGUGGGGGGACACGGACCGAGGCUCCGACAGGGACAGCCUAGGGUGUUAAAGAAGCUGCCUAGGCCCUGGAAGCCUUUAAGACGCUGAGAAGGCUUCCCAGAGGAGGUGAGGCCUAAACUGAACCCUGAAGAAUGAUUAGGAGUUUGCUACAGGGAGACAUUGGGAGGGCAUUCUUGGCAGAAAGACCUGAGACAUGAAAGGAACACAGGCGAAUUCUGGUAAUUGCAAAGAGGUAGGUCAAGUGAAAGAUGGGGAGGUGAAGGGGGUUGGUAAAGUAGAGGCCCAGAGACCAGCGAGGAAUCCAUAAAAGUGUAUAGUUAGCUGAGGGGAGGGAAACUUGAGACCUGAAAUCUUUUCCAUCAGUUUGUCACUAGGCAGAGUGCAGGGAGGGGGAGGGAAUCAGAUCCAGAUGGGGAAGCAAAGUGCAGGGAAGGAAUGAUUCCAGUUCUGACAUGGAGAAGGGCUCUUGGUUUCAGAUGAGCAACUGCUUGGUUUAUUGAGCAACUGCUCUGGGUCAGGUACUGUUCUGUAGACACAGCUGUGAACACUGAAAAGGAGAAUACAGAUAACUAAUCAUAUAUACUGUACUUCAGAUGAUGAUAACUGCUUCAGAGAACAAUAAUAUGGGGAAGGGGAGGUAUGGUGGAGAGGGCAGAGGAGGUUUACUACUUUAUAAAGGGUGUGUUAGGGAAGCUUUUCUAAUCACAUUUGUACAGAAAUCUGAGGAAAGAAAGAGAAUGACGCCUUGUUACAGGAAGGGAAAGCAUUCCAGACAGGAGACAUGUUCAGUUUGAGAUGCCUCUUCUACAUUCAGAUAUAGAUAUUGAAUUGAGAACUGGCAACAUUAGUCUGAAGUUAAUGGAAGAAAUUGGGGCUGACAUAUCUAAAACCAUGACAGUGGAUGAGAUCACCCAGGGAAGGAGCGUAAAUGAAAAUGAGGACAGAGAUGGAGAAAUAACAGUGUGUGUUUAUGCUGAUGGGAAGAAUCCAGUAGAGAGGAAGACAUUGAUGAUGUGGGAGAGAGGAGAAAUGCUGGAAUUAUGUCCCUGAGCAGGCAGGAGAGUUUGGAGGCUGGAACCAUCAGUCAGUCUCUGGGGAGAGACUGGAAUGGACUGAGCCCUGGUACAGUCCAAUCAGGGAAGUCGACAGUGUGGGGAGUUGGAGGAACCCGGCUGGAUGUGACCCCAAGGACAGAAUGGUGCUGGACUCAGGGGCUCAGGUGUAUGAGCAGGCACCCCCCAGCCCGCCAGCCAGUCCUUCAUCCUUGGGCCAUAGGCUGAAGCCCUCAGACCGAGAUGGGACAGCACUCUACCCCUGGCCUCAGUCCCUGGCCUUGCCACUGGCUCUGUCAGUUCCCUCAGCCCUGCGGCCCCAACCUGAGCUGCAGCCCUUCUCUGAGCUGCACUUGGGCAUCCGUGGCCACAUGCGUCGCAGUGAGAGCACCUACACUGUAAACAGUACUGGCCGGCGGGGGGGCAGCACCCAGGGUCGGGCCCCACCUGGACGGGGACGGGACCCAGGUGGGGGCACCCUGCGCUCUGCAGCCUCCCUGCCUCACAUUGCUAAGACUCGAAAGGAUGCAGGCCGUGGUGGCAGCAAGAGCCCCUGCAUGUUGGUGGCUCUGCGGCCAACCAACAUGGACCGUGAGCGGGACAAGUUCUUCCAAUCCCAUUAUACCUACAACCCACAGUUCGAGUACCAGGAGCCCAUGCCUACAGCUGUGCUGGAGAAGUACUGUGAGGCCUCCGGACAGUUCAUCCAUCAGGCAGUUGGCAUCAUUGAGGCUGUCUUGGAGAAGUUUGGUACCUAUGAACACUUCGAGGCUGCAACUGGGGGGCAGCUGCUGACCAAGUGCCAGAUCUGGUCCAUUGUGCGCAAAUACAUGCAGAAGGAGGGCUGCGUUGGGGAGGUUGUGGUGCAGCUGAGUGAAGACCUGCUGUCCCAGGCAGUGAUGAUGGUGGAGAACAGCCGACCAACACUGGCCAUCAACCUGACUGGAGCCCGCCAGUAUUGGCUGGAGGGCAUGCUACGACACGAGAUAGGAACUCAUUACCUUCGGGGCGUGAACAACGCCCAGCAGCCUUGGCACAGCGCCGAGGGCCGGCUGCAGUACGGGCUGCGGCCCGCGAACCCCACCGAGGAGGGCCUGGCCAGCCUGCACAGCGUGCUCUUCCGCAAGCAGCCCUUCUUGUGGCGCGCCGCGCUGCUCUACUACACCAUCCACCGUGCCGCGCGCAUGUCCUUCCGCCAGCUCUUCCAGGACCUGGCGCGCUACGUGGAGGACGCGGACGUGCGCUGGGAGUACUGCGUGCGCGCCAAGCGCGGCCAGACUGACACCUCGCGGCCGGGCUGCUUCAGCAAGGACCAGGUGUACCUGGACGGCAUCGUGCGCAUUCUGCGGCAUCGCCAAACCAUUGAUUUCCCGCUGCUGACCUCGCUGGGCAAGGUGUCCUAUGAGGAUGUAGACCACCUUCGGCCCCAUGGGGUGCUGGACAAUACCCGGGUGCCCCACUUCAUGCAGGACUUGGCGCGCUACCGGCAGCAGCUGGAGCACAUCAUGGCCACCAACCGGCUGGAUGAGGCAGAGCUGGGCCGCCUGCUGCCUGACUGAUGCUGGUUGAGGGCUACAGGCAGAGGCCCUGGACAAAGGGCUCAAACUAGUCCCCAGAACAUGAAGCUGGCUGCUUGCUCUCUGCUUCCACAGCCUGGAUGUUUCUUGGGGAAUGGGGAGGGCCGGCCUCAUCAAGAGAAAGAGCAGCAACAUCAGAAAGUUUGUAUCCCUUGGUAGCCUCCCUGGGGCGUGAGAGCCAACAGCAGCAUGUCAGGCAAACGAAGUCUGCCCUCCUUGUCUCUAGCCAUCUGUUGAGCACAGAGAAAGCCCGGAGGCAGAAGAAAGCUGGGCAUGGGUGGGGAUGGGGGGUGGUUAGGAAGUAGAAACUUGGUCUUGCAUGAGAUGGUUUUGGGUGUCUACCUGCUCCAGUCCUUUCCUCCCCCAUCUGGUCCCUUGGUGCUCCUUCAGCUUUCACGCUGUCUACCUCUCACUGGGUCCUGGUGGGGGGUUCCCUUUUCCUGGGGUGAUUGCCUGAGCCUGAGGUCCUGGCUUUGACACAGACUCAAGGGCCAGGGAUCCUGGUAGUGGAGACCAGCCAGGCUGGGGUGCCCUUGCCAGCAUUUUGCCUCUCCCACUGUCAUGUAUUUAUUCCCGAUUUAUGUGCCCUACUUCCUGGGGCUGGGAGGCAGCAGCUUCCAAAGGUUCGGUGCAAGGAACAGGGCUCCUCUGGAAGGCACCGAUUGUUCCUAGCUCUUUUCUUUUUGUUUGUUUGUUUGUUUGUUUGUUUUUUAGGGCCACGCCGGCGGCAUAUGAAAGUUUCUAGGCUAGCAAUUGAACUGUAGCUGUAGCUGUGGCUUAUGCCACAGCCACAUUAACUCAAGACCUGAGCCAUGUCUGUGACCUACAUUGCAGCUCAUGGCAGCACCGGAUCCUUAACCCACUGAGCAAGGCCAGGGAUCGAACCUGCGUCCUCAUGGAUACUAGUCAGUUUUGUUACCGCUGAGCCACAACUGGAAUUCUCCCUAGCUCUAUUCUUAUCUCAUACUCGCACACACACAGGCCUUGUGAGUUGAGCUGAAAGCUCAGCUGGCCCUGCCCCCUCCUGUGCUGGCCUCUGCUGUCCCGUCUUUACUGUACCUUCACAGCUGGUCUCUGGCAAAGGUUGGCAUAGUCUGGCAGCAGCUGCAUUCAAGCCUGAGGGGCAGGUUCCUAAUUGUUCCAAGUCCUGAGCCCCUUCUAGACCAGGAGAGGUGCCAAAAUAGAUGAUUUUUUUUGUUUCUAAUUUCACCUGACUCAGCUAUAUGAGGUUGACCCAGGCCUCCCUGGGGCCUGAGGGCUAACAGCGGCAUGCCAACUAAGUCUGCCCUCUUGGCCUUAGUUUUCCCAUCCAAACACUUGAAAACAGCUGGAAAGUCCUUAUUCAUUUAGACAGUGAAUAUGUAUAGUGCGCCUCCUGUGUGCCAGUUAACCGGUCAGAACCCUCACUGGGCUCCCAGUCCUGAGAGAAGCCAGACAAUAAAACAAUUACAAU
Molecule: messenger RNA, 4464 nt
Organism: Sus scrofa (pig)
Lineage: Eukaryota; Metazoa; Chordata; Mammalia; Artiodactyla; Suidae
Source: RefSeq, a predicted model, not a curated record